Pseudocercospora fijiensis CIRAD86 is the source of this 2685-nucleotide messenger RNA. RefSeq lists its product as uncharacterized. NCBI's taxonomy places the organism in Eukaryota, Fungi, Ascomycota, Dothideomycetes, Mycosphaerellales, Mycosphaerellaceae. Gene Ontology annotation, cellular component: elongator holoenzyme complex. Bases 1 to 2403 code for a protein of 800 amino acids. The record is from RefSeq and is a predicted model, not a curated record. Gene Ontology annotation, biological process: tRNA wobble uridine modification. The transcript has a single exon. Gene Ontology annotation, molecular function: protein binding.
AUGGGGCAGACAAGCGUCGAAUACAUUGCCGCAGGAGGCAACCGGCACCCUUCCGCCGCGGACUGGGCCUCUGAACUGUUGGUGUUCGGCGCUGGCAGCAACAUAGCGCUGUGGAAUCCCGACGACGCAGACCAUCGUGGAGUCACUGCGCUCUUGUCGGGCCAUACCGACACGGUGAACGCGGUGAAGAUUCUGCAUCGAAACGAUCGGCGGUUUAUCAUUAGCGGAAGCGCAGACAGGACGGUUCGACUUUGGGCUGCCUCAGACCAGACGCCUAAUGGCUACCAUGCGGCGCAGUGCUUGGCAGAACAUACUGGCUCUAUCAAUGCAAUUGCUACUCUUGCAGGCUCCUCGAUCUUUGCCACCGGAGCCGCGGAUGGGACCGUCAAGAUAUGGAGUCUGGAAAAUGCCACCGCCGAGCUGAUUCAGUCGAUUUCGCUGACGCCUCGAUAUUUCCCGCUGAGCCUCGCACUGACCGCUCUAUCCAACGAUGUUGUCCUGCUUGCAGUCGCCGGCACUUCGAACAGCAUACAGCUCUACGCAAGCGACCAAGUCAGCUAUAACUUUGCGCUGCAGGCCACAUUGAGUGGACACGAAGGCUGGAUUCGGUCGCUGGACUUCACUAGAGAACGUCGCGACGACAGCACCGAUGUCCUCCUUGCAUCGGCCAGCCAAGACAAGUACAUACGUCUCUGGCGCCUACAUCAACCCCAGGGCGGAACUACAAUCGACGACCUAGACACAGCUGGCAUUGCUCUUCCUACCGGAAAAAAGUCUCUAUCAAACAAAGCGCACCAGGUUGGUAACCCAGAGGCAAAAUACAACGUGACGUUUGAGGCACUCCUCAUUGGUCACGAGGAUUGGAUAUAUACCGCAAGAUGGUCGCCGAAAGGAGACGAGACUGGAAACCCAGUACUACUAUCUGCAUCAGCCGAUAAUUCACUGUCCAUUUGGCAUGCAGACGCUGCUUCUGGUUUAUGGGUCUGUAGUAGCAGACUCGGCGAGAUCAGCUCUCAGAAAGGCUCCACCACAGCCACCGGCUCCACGGGUGGCUUCUGGAUAGGCCUUUGGCGGCCGAGCGGGCAAUCCGUUGUCAGCUUGGGUCGCACUGGAAGCUGGCGUAGAUGGGUGUGGAGUUCUCCCAAUCAUGUGUGGCUGCAGCAGAUCGGCAUCAGUGGACAUAUCGAGGAGGUGCGAAGCCUGACUUGGGCUCCAUCUGGCAGCUAUCUCCUCACCACUGGCUCGGAUCAGACCACACGAUCGCUGUCCCCCUGGAGCAGGAAUGGCAGGAGCUCAUGGCACGAAACAUCCAGACCACAAAUACACGGCUACGACCUCAAUUGCAUCGCCGCCAUCACUGAGCACCAGUUCGUCUCUGGUGCCGAUGAAAAACUCUUAAGAGUCUUCAACAAGCCCAAGGCAGUCGACAGCCUCAUGGCUCGGCUCGGCAACUUCUCACAAUCAAUGGCAACAGAUUUACCAGACGCUGCAAACAUACCAGUGCUUGGUCUGUCGAACAAAGCCGUUGCGACUGUGGACGAUGAUGAUGCGAUCGCUCAUCUACAGAACGGUAAUGCGGAUGAGCGCGAAACCGUUGAUCCUUCGGCUGUUAUCCAUAGAUCCACACUCGAUUUGCGCCAACCCCCUUUUGAGGACCAUCUCGCCCGACAUACUCUCUGGCCAGAACAUGAAAAGCUCUACGGUCAUGGAUACGAGAUCUCGACCGUAGCCACAAGUCACGAUGGCUUGUUGAUUGCAACUGCUUGCAAAGCAAGUGCAGUAGAUCACGCCGUCAUCAGGCUGUAUGAGACCAAAGAUUGGCGCGAGAUAAAGCCGCCCCUGACAGCGCACAAUUUGACUGUCACAAGUCUUGCUUUCUCACCUGAUGACAAGUAUUUGCUGAGUGUCAGUCGUGACAGACAAUGGGCUGUUUUCGAACGGGAAAAUGACAGUCCAGGACUUUACACCCUACAUGCCACAAAUCCCAAGGGCCACUCCCGCAUGAUCUUAGAUUGUGAUUGGGUACCAUCAGCUGCAGGACCUGCUUUUGUGACUGCUGGCAGGGACAAGUCUGUGAAAGUAUGGAAGCUGGAAAGCGGCAAAGCACAAUGUGUAACUGCACUGUCCGCCAGCAGCUCUAUAACUGCAGUCGCGGUAUCGCAAACAAGCACGUCCAUCCUCAUGGCGUUUGGAACCGAAGAAGGAAAUAUAAGCAUCGCCAAGCUGGAUGCUGGGACGCUGUCGGUCGAAGAACGCGCUGAGAUUGACGAUGCCAUCAGUCCUUCACGGGCCGUCAAUGCUCUUCGCUGGAGGCCACGUGCAGAACCAAGAGUGACAGAGAGAGGGGAACAGUUGGUAGCAGGAAGCGAUGACUUUUCUGUGAGGAUGUACAACAUGGCAUGAAAGACAAGCGGCAUGCUGUCGAUAUCUGCAGCUUCGAGGCCAACAAACAUCAUCCGUCACAAAUUGAAGCCGAUGGAACCAUUUCCCACCAACGCCGAACUCCUGCCGCUAAGUCGACGACACGGGCGAAAAAAUACUACAGCUCCCUCAAAUUCCCAAGCAACGACCACAAUAGGUCAAAAUCCAGGACACAUCCAAAGUGGCCGGGCACCGACAUUAGUCUCUCGCUCAGGAGUUCUUUCAUGGCGCUGCUCUCACGUCAGUCUCAAAUACGUCCCUUUC